AUGCCUCCCAAGCGCGUGAGAACUGUCGAGGGCUCGUGCUGGCCGUUGUCCUCGCUGUUCUCGCUGCACCACCGAAGGUCGAUCUUGCGGCUAUGGCAAAGACUCCGCCUGCGCUGGUGCAAUGGGGUCGCCGCACGAGGCCGGUUUGCGGGACAUAAUCUUCCAAUUCUCGAUGUCAACGAUCGUAAAGGAGAAGGGGAGGACAAAGAAAGACAAGAGCUGGCAAUUGGGCGAAGGAGAGGGGAGGAUAGGAAAGGCAGCUUCUCCUCCGCUCUGCCGUCGCUCCGCCCCGGCAAUAGUCUGGUGUCCGCCUCCCCGAUGACAGCGGAGGAGUUGAUGCUCUAUUUUGAACACGAGGUUGUGGAUGGCUUCAAUAUCUCCCCCGAUCGCAUUCGGGUGGACCUGCUGUCCGUCUAUAAGGAUCCCGCUCUGCGCCAGUCGGUCACCGCUGUCGCCAACGCUCACCACUUUCUCUACCUGCAGCAGAGUCCCCGCGAUGCUGCCCUGGCGAAGAAGAAAGCCCGUCUGGAGGCCAUCCAGGUUUUCCGGAAACAAUUGCUAAACCCUGACCUUCACCGGACAUGUCCGUCCACCUUCGAUCUCUUCGUUACCAACGUGCUCUUGUGCAUCCUGGACGGCGUGAUCGAUCCGAAUGACGAAGGCACGGACACCUACUGGCACUUCCACGGUGGACGGGCAAUUCUGAGCCAGUGGAAGCUGCAGGAGCAAUUAUUUCAGCAGAAAAAGGGUCUACCAGCAUUAAUGCUCUCCGUUUUUGCUACGAUGGAUCUGACAUAUGCGCUGUUAAGCGGACAAGACCCCUACUUUCAUCAUUCUACGUGGGCCAGCUUUGCCCGCUCCGAGGGCUGGUGGGGAACGCUGCCCGCGGGCGAUCCUUUCCUGGAGCUCAUGGCCAUCCUGUCGCGGUUGGCGCAUCUGGGCCAUGUCAUAUAUGGAACGGGGCAGCUUCCGUCUAGGAGUGAGGUACAGGCUCUUCUGGCGACGUUGCGAGGGCACAACAUUGUUGUUGAGCAGCAGGAGGAAGAGUAUAACUUCUCUCCUAUUGGGGAGCGUCACUCUGCCCUAUCAUCUUCUCCCCUUCUGUCACCAUCUUUGAUGAAGGCCAUGGAGACAGCAGAACCUGUAGAUCGGGAUCAAUCGUGGGCCAUCUUCUGCAACGCGUAUCGUCUCGCCGGCCUAGUUUACAUUUACCGUGUCCUCCACGGGCUCGACGUUAUACAUCCGCUCGUUCAGCAGGCGACUGCUUUGGGCGUUCAGGCCAUCUGUGGAGUGCGCCUGACGGGAAAAUUGUCGCAUUGUCUGCUCUUCCCGAUGGUGGUGAUUGGAAGCCACUGCCGGACGGCAGAGCAGCAGAUGGCGAUCCGUGCGACGUUGGGGUCGACAGCUUCCUUUCUUCACUUUGGAUCUCUGCGCAUCAUGCAGAAUUUUCUCCAAGGCAGUGGGAACGAGGAGCGGCAGCGGUGGAUUGGUGGGAAUGUUUCGAUGACAUCUCGCGGAAAACCUUUUUGUUUUGAGGUUCUACCCAUGCCUCCAACCCGUAACAGCUCCGUCAUUGGCCCUGCGGGGCACAAACCUGGGGAAGCAGGUGAAGACAACCCUAUCGCGCUAGAACCGUGA
Rasamsonia emersonii CBS 393.64 is the source of this 1638-nucleotide messenger RNA. RefSeq lists its product as uncharacterized. Gene Ontology annotation, cellular component: nucleus. Gene Ontology annotation, biological process: positive regulation of transcription by RNA polymerase II. The record is from RefSeq and is a predicted model, not a curated record. NCBI's taxonomy places the organism in Eukaryota, Fungi, Ascomycota, Eurotiomycetes, Eurotiales, Trichocomaceae. Gene Ontology annotation, molecular function: transcription cis-regulatory region binding; DNA-binding transcription factor activity. The transcript is spliced from 2 exons. The coding region runs from base 1 to 1638 and encodes 545 amino acids.